ACUAUUUUCUUAUCACCUUUCCAUAGCUUUAGCUAUUUGCAAAAAUUCUUCAUUACCUAUUGCUAUUGCAAAAAAGAACCCGUCCUCUCUUUUCUUUUCCUUUCAUUUCCUUCCCUCUUCUGCUUGUGAAUCACAGGCAGAUCCUAAAACAUCAAUUGGUCCUGUCCCUUCGUGACUCUUUAACUAUGGCAUCUGAAAGCAUCCAAGAACAUCCUCCAAUGGCUUCUGACAAGCCUUCCCAAAUCUCAGAACAAUCACCACAAGACCAACAACAGCAACAACAAUCGAGACCAGAAGCAGCACCCUCAUCAUCAACAACGAAUGCAACAAAUUCGGUCGAUACAAAUGCCUCCUCGAAGAAUGAAGAACAACAGACUUCCUCCACCACCAUUACCACCAAAGCUUCCCCACAAAAAGGAGAAUCAUUAACCACAAAAACAAUGAAUGCUGUGAAUUCGUCCGAUUCGAAUCCUCCCACGAAGAAGAUGGAAGAACUACAACAACAACAGCCAUCCAAAGUUUCCUCACCAAAGGAAGCAUCAUCAACAACCACAACAACAACAACCACAACCACAAAUGCUGUGAAUUCUUCAGACUCGAAGUCUCCCCUAACAACAGAAGAACCCAAUGCUCCUCCUCAACAGAAGAAGAUCGAGGAACAACAACAACAACAGCCUGCUAAGGAUGUUGCUGAAACGGAGACAAAUCAAGCACAACCUCAACAGCAAAAACAAGGUGAAGAGAAGGUAAAUGCUGCAAAUUCUCCUUCAAAACAAGUGAAGGAACAACAGGAACCGCCAUUGCAGCAAACAUCUGCCAACAGUGUUGACAUUGUAGAUCGUAGUAGUGUUGAUGUUGUUGUUCCACCAACUCAACAACUACACAAACAAGAAGACGAAAAGGUGGCAGCAAAAGAGAAUGAAGCUCAAGUGGAGAAAGAUCCCUCUGCCUCUGACAUUGUAAAACUAGAAGAAGCAAAUAAAUCUGAGGAGCCCAAAGUGGAGAAUGAUGAGGUGAAGCAAAAAGAGGUGAAAUUUGCUGAUGGGAUUGAGACCAAAGAAGAGAAAUCUGAGAUCGAAGAGAGCUCUUCGUCUCGAGAACAAACCACUCUUCUCUCCGAUUUGAAAGAGUACGAGCGCAAGGCAUUGCUCGAGCUCAAAUCCAAGAUUGAAGAAGCCGUCCUUCUCAACAAAUUCUUCGAGGACGAUCAAACGAUUGACCAGACCAAAGCUACCGAUACCACCAAUAACGAACAACAACAACCACCCUCUCAGGAGAGCCAAGACCUCAAGAAAGAAGGGGAAGAAAGUAGUGCACCAACAUCACAAGAAGACGAGAAAAUAACCGCAGAUCAAGCCCCGGCCGUGAAGGAAAGUAAAGGGAAAGAGAUCAUGAUCGAUGAUCAAAAUGUCUCUAACGCUACUGCUGAUGCAGAGCCAAAAAUAGGGGGACAGAAGGAGGCAGAGGAUUCCUCAAAAGCAGAGGAAAUGAUGAUGAAGAAGAAGGAAAUGGGAAUCAUUGACAAAGAAAUUUCACUGUGGGGUGCGCCACUGAUGCCGAGCAAAGGCGAAGCGAGCACCGACGUGAUUCUGCUGAAAUUUCUGAGGGCCAGGGAGUUCAGAGUGGACGAGGCGUUCGAGAUGCUGAAGAACACGUUGAAAUGGAGGAAGGAGAACAACAUGGAUUCGAUUCUGGAGGAACAAGAUCCGCAGACGGAUAUUCUGGAACCGGUGGUGUACAUGGAAGGCCGCGAUCGAGAAGGGAACCCGAUCUGUUAUAACGUGUAUGGAUUGCUGGGAUUCGAUAAAUCGGUGGAUAAGUUGCUUGGGGAUGAAGAGAAGAGGGAGAGGUUCCUGAGGUGGCGGAUUAGGAAGAUGGAGCAAUCCGUGAAGGAGUUGGAUUUCAACCCUGGUGGGAGCUGUGAGAUUCUGCAGAUUAAUGAUUUGAAGAACACUCCUCUGCCGAGUAAGAAGGAAGUCAGGCUGACUACCAGGAAAGUUGCUGAAACUCUUCAGGAUAAUUACCCUGAAUUCGUUUCCAAAAACAUAUUCAUCAAUGUGCCAUUGUGGUACUAUGCCUUCAAUACAGUUUUGUCUCCUUUCCUUACUCCAAGGACCAAGAACAAGUUCAUCCAAGCCAGGACUUCCAAGGUGGCAGAGAUCCUACUCAAGUACAUUGCGGCGGAGCAGCUCCCAGUCCGGUAUGGCGGGCUGAAGAUGGACAACGACCCAGAUUUCGGGACGGAGGACGUGGCGGAGGAGACGUGGGUGAAGGCAGGAUCGUCGGAGACCAUCGAAAUUCCAGCGCUAGAGGGAGGCAAGACGAUGGUAUGGGAUCUCACAGUGUCGGCCUGGGAAGUGAGCUACAAGGAGGAAUUCGUACCCAACAACGAGCGAUCCUACACCGUAAUAGUUCAGAAGAUGAAGAAGAUUGCCUGGCAGGAAGGCACGAUUCGCAACUCGUUCAGGAAUGGUGAGCCUGGCAAGAUUCUGCUCACCAUCGACAACCCAUCGUUCAAGAAGAAGCGCAUUCUUUAUAGACACAAGGUCAAGAAAGUUUGAUUUUGAUGUUUCACUCACGAUGACGAGUUUUAGCCUGGCUUUAAGCUAGAAUACCAGUUGUUCAUUGUUUCGUUGUAGAUCUCUCGUUAAAGUUUUUGCAGAUUCGUUGCUUUGUUUUCCUUUGUUUCCUAUUUUUGAGCAAUAAACAGAAAUGCAUAUCGUUUUAGGAGGGUUGGUAAUGGUAUGUUCGUAGUGUUCUUGAGCCUCUCUUUUGAGGUUCCUUUGUUUGUAGAGGUGCUGAUCAUCUUAUCCAACAGAUUCUGAACAACAGA
This is a messenger RNA of Linum tenue, 2833 nucleotides long. Lineage: Eukaryota; Viridiplantae; Streptophyta; Magnoliopsida; Malpighiales; Linaceae. The record is from the annotation of a GenBank genome assembly.